CUUUUUUGGCGCGCUGCCUACCAACACUCAGCUGGGAAGACCCGCUUCGUCACAAAAACGGCAGACAGGAAACGUUACUGUUUGUCGUCCAAGAAGCGUUGAAAUCUUGAUAUAACUACUUAAAGUUUCCCUAACACAAUGUCCAUACCGAGCAGCAAAUAUGAAAAAUCUAGUCGUCAACCAGCAAUUUUAUCCCGAAAGCGAAAAGCAGAAAGUGAAUUUGAAGUAACUUCAUCUUCAUCAGAAUUUUCCUCGCCCUUGUCUUGUAACAGUCAUAUAAAAAGUAGCUGUGAAGAUACUCCUUCAACAGACACAGACACUGAGGAGCAUAAACCUCAUGCAUUCAGUGAAUUUCGUGGACUUACUACUACCACAAUGAAAACUUUUUCCUAUACUUGUAGACGAGCUUGUCCUCUUCCCAACUUGGAUUGGGCUGAAGAAAAAGAACUAUGGCAUUCCAUGGUUCUGAAAGACACACUCUAUCGUAGAGAUAGCGAAGUUCUACAGAGGCAUCCUGAGUUAGAACCUAGAAUGAGAGCUAUUUUAUUGGAUUGGCUAACAGAGGUAUGCGAGGUUUAUAGGUUACACAGAGAAACAUUUUAUCUUGCACAGGAUUACAUUGAUAGGUUUCUAACAGAGAAGCCAAAUCUGCCAAGAAAUUCCUUACAACUGCUUGGUGCGACUGCUUUAUUUGUUGCUUCUAAAAUGGAGGAAAUAUAUCCUCCUAAGUUGGAACAAUUUGCUUUUGUUACUGACGGUGCAUGUACAGAAGGUGAAAUUUUAGCACAAGAACUUAUUUUAAUUAUGACUUUGAACUGGAAUCUGACUCCUGUAACUAUCAACUGUUGGUUAAAUACUUUUAUGCAGCUUGCUUAUAUAGAAGAUGGAGAGAAUUUAAUUGGUCCUGGAAAAUACCCUCCUAAUUUAUUUGUGCAAUUAAGUCAGGUUUUAGAUUUAUGUAUUUUAGACCUUGAAAGCCUCAAAUAUCCGUACAGUGUCCUUAGUGCUUCAGCCAUUGCACAUUUAGUGUCAAAAGAUAUUGCUACUCAUGUAUCUGGACUAAGUUGGAGUGAACUACUGCCUUGUGUAAGUUUUAUGAAACCAUACGUGGAAGUAGUUAGUGAAAAUGCUGGAGCUCACAUUAAAAACUUCUCUGAUGUCCCAACAGAUGAUUGGCACCAUAUCCAAUCACAUACUGCUGGAUUAAAAUUGCUGGAUCAAGUUCAUCAAAAGAAGAGGUUAUUAGAACAAGAAAGCAGUCCUAGUUUUAGAAUUAGAGAACUAACGCCACCACUUAGUAGUAAGAAGAAUAAAAUGAAUGUUAAUUAAUUGGCGUUCUCAAAAUCUUCCUAAAAAUAAUCUCCUUUUUAGGUUGUCUAGUCUCAUUUACCCAUGAAAAUUUGGGGACAGUGCAAAAAAGUGAAGUCAUCUGGGAAUAUUUUUGUGGUGUUUUGUCUUUUCUUUUUAUGUGGGAAAUGCUUUUAGUACUACCUCUCAUCAGUCAAUACCAUUAAAGUGUCAUGAUAUUUUUGUACAAAUAUAAGAAUUUCCAGUUGACCAGACUUUAAUGUUGGAAUUUCAUCCUCAUUACAGUUGCAAUCACCAUAAGUGUUCCUUACAUUGCCAUAGUGUUAAUUGCAAGUUUGUGUUAGAUUGUUCUUUUUUUUCACACAAGAUUACUGUAUCUUCAUUUGUUCAUAAUCAUUCGUGGUUUUUAUCUAUUUUUGGUAUACUUAAUCAAAGUUUUACAUCAUUUUUUUUUUCAUUAUUUUGACCUUUUUAUUUAUCUAAUGCCUUAAUUUCAGUACUUAUUCUGUAAAGAUGAAAAAACAUUCAAUAUAGAUAUAGUGUUUCAAAGUUAGUGCUCUGUAAACAUCUCGUAUAUAUGAUAUACAUUAUUCUUCUUUUGAAUGAAUAGUGAAUGUUUUGAGCAAAUGUAGUGCAUUUUACUAAGCUUAGUUCUACUUGUUCUAUCUCUAAAUGUGUAUAAUGCAUUUAAUGAAUUAUGCUUUGGUUCAUCUUUGUUUGUAAAUGAAUUAUGGGUUUACUUUUUGUUUUAUUCGAUGAGUUUUAAGUGUUUUCCUGGGAAGGUUUUGCUAAUGGCAAAUUUUAUGUUGAAUUUGCAGCAUUUGCAUUAGAGAUACAAUUUUCAAGUAUUAAUUAUGUAAUAGAUUCUGUAGUGACUAGUAUUUAUCUUGAUAGACAUGUUUUCUCAGUUAAAUUUUUCAGCUGAAUUCUAUUAAAAAAAGCUCUUAUGUAAAUGAUUAUAUAUUUGUAAAAUAUUUUAAUGUUUUAAUUAAUGUCUGCUAUAACUACUAAGUGAGAGUGUUGUAGUAAAAAUGAGCAUAUUAUACUAACUAUUGAAUGCCUAUCACUUGACUUGGUCAGCCAGUUUUUCAUAUUUUCUUCCAGUUUUUUGCUCAUCCACUCAACUAAAAUGGCAGUAUUUGUAGGUCUUGCUGCUACUAUAAAAACAUCAACCAUUUUUUUCUUUCAAAAGAAAACCAAGAAAAAUCUACUGUCCAUAGAAGCAUGCUCUUGUUAAACUAAGGUUUUAACAAGGGUUAACAAGUAACUAGGUUUCAACAAGGAAUCAAGUUUGCUUUUUUUUUUUUUACAGAUAUGGGAGUUAUUUUUUAUUUUUCUUUAAGUAUGGCUGUUUUAACUGGCAUUAUACAUUCUACUGCAAUAUCUUUUGAAUUUUCACUAUCAUUUUAAUGUGAUUCAAUUUAUUAUUACAUUUCUAUGCAAAAUACAAGAAUUGCAUGCUCAUUUUCAAAAGGGGUGUGGAGCAAACUUAAAUCAGUUUAAAAUUACUAUUUUUUUCACGAUUUAACUCCUUCCUGUUGUAAUUUUUCAAGUAAAACAAUUUAAAGCAAUGGACUGAGAAAUUGAAAUUUUAAGAACUGACGUAUGUACUGACUGGAGUCUCAGCACUGAAUACAUUGAAAUCGCUCCUGAAGUUCAAAAGCUUAAUUUAAUUCAAAAAAUUUUAGUUUUUUUAAAAUUAUUUAGUGUGGAUAAGUAACAACGUCCAUUACUUAUUCAAGUUCAGAGUUACCUGCAGUGCUUUCAUGCAAGUUUUUUUUUUUCUAUGUUACAUGCAUAGUUAAACUAUAAAAAAAAGACAAUAAAACUUCUCGUUAAUAUUUGUUGUACAGUUUAUUAAUGGUUAAAUAUAUGUUGCCUAUUUAUUAUGUAUAAACUUAUUUAUGGACUAUGUCUUGAAACAUGACUGUUAUAAUCAUGGACUUUUUGACGAAAUAUAA
Uloborus diversus is the source of this 3269-nucleotide messenger RNA. RefSeq names its product G1/S-specific cyclin-E1-like. Gene Ontology annotation, biological process: G1/S transition of mitotic cell cycle; regulation of cyclin-dependent protein serine/threonine kinase activity. Gene Ontology annotation, molecular function: cyclin-dependent protein serine/threonine kinase regulator activity. Bases 139 to 1329 code for a protein of 396 amino acids. The record is from RefSeq and is a predicted model, not a curated record. NCBI's taxonomy places the organism in Eukaryota, Metazoa, Arthropoda, Arachnida, Araneae, Uloboridae. Gene Ontology annotation, cellular component: cytoplasm; centrosome; cyclin E1-CDK2 complex. The transcript has 10 exons.